Linum trigynum is the source of this 340-nucleotide messenger RNA. Lineage: Eukaryota; Viridiplantae; Streptophyta; Magnoliopsida; Malpighiales; Linaceae. The record is from the annotation of a GenBank genome assembly.
UUGUAGUUGGCAUUUUCUGAAAUUUUGAUAGGGAGAAGCAAGGAGAAGGAGCAAAAACAAUGAAAAACAAAGGAAAGGCAAUUUCAACUCCUGCCCCUGCCGCCAAGACCAAGAGUAAGAAGAGACGCAGGAUUGAUGAAUCAAGUGGAAGUGGAGGACUUGCAGAUGUUGCCAGUUCUGUGGCAGCACCUACUCCCGAGGUUGUGGCUCCUGAGCAGCCUGUUGCCGCUACUGGUGAAGCUGUUGCAGCAGCUCCAGCAACAAAACAACCUGCAAAAAACAAAACGACCUGCAAAAAAGAGUAAGAGGAAAGUGUCCAAGAUAAAGUCAACAACAUAUG